Messenger RNA from Plasmodium berghei ANKA, 4224 nucleotides. Its product is annotated as DnaJ protein, putative. The record is from RefSeq and is a predicted model, not a curated record. The coding region runs from base 1 to 4224 and encodes 1407 amino acids. Lineage: Eukaryota; Apicomplexa; Aconoidasida; Haemosporida; Plasmodiidae. The transcript has a single exon.
AUGAAAAAGACGAAUAAAACAGGAAAUUUAUCUUUAAAAAAUAAUAAUGAUAACUCUUUAAAUAAAUGCCCCAAUUAUUUUAAUAUAAAUAAAAUUAAAGAAUUAUAUAAUUUCCAAAAUGAUGACUAUGAAAAAAUUUUUAAUAUCUCCGGAAAAAACACACUUGGGACAAGAAAAAGAGAUAAACUCGGUGAAAGAAAUGAUAUAUUAUUAUCAAAAAGUGGAAAUAAUAUGAUAAUGCAAAAUAAAAAAUUAAAUGAUGCUACAAAAUCUGCUAGAAUUACAAAAGGGAAUCGAGCAAACUCAUCUGAAAACAUUACAAAUGAAUUUCCUCACUCUAAUGAAUUACACACAUCUAUGUCACAACAGGUAUUUACUAAUUUCAACUCCUCAAAAAUUAAAAAAAUCCAAAGUAGCAAAGAAAAUAAUUCACAAACAGUUCAUAAAAAUAAAAAAAUUAAACUAAACAAUGUUUAUGAUGAAUCAUACUUUUUUAAUAAUUUUUUGGACAAAACACCAACGAAAAACAUGACCAAUAAUAAUAUAGAUACACAUGAUCAAGCUUAUAUAAAAAGAAGUAGUAAAAAAAAUAUACAAAGAAAUAAAAGCAAUGACUCAGCUACUAAUCCUAACAAUCUAUUAAACAAAUAUGAUUUCAUUCGAUAUAUAUGUUCUCCUACUAAAAUUGCAUGCAAUGAUAAUAAUGAAAAAAAUAAAUAUAAUAUAUCGAAUAAACAAAAAGAUAUAACUGAUUUACAAAAAAUACAAUAUUAUAAUAAAAAACGCAAAAUAACACACACUGAAAUUAUCACUAAUUCUGAUUCUAAUGCUCAAAUUAUUAAUCAUAAUAAUAAAAACCAAAACACACUUUAUUAUUAUAUUCAAACUGAAAAUAAUAUACCAAAUAAAUUACCAGAUCCAACAAAGGGCUAUAUUAAAUAUAAAAAUCAUAUGCCUAUAAAUUUCCCUAUUGAUAUCCAGAAAAAUUCAGCUGACGAAAUUAACACAGAUGUAGAAUCAAAAACACCUUCAAAAAAAUAUAGCAAUACAUAUCAAGAUGAUUUUCAGGAUAGUAAUAAGAGAACACCAAUAGAUCUAAACAGUACAGAAUCCAUAAAUAGGCUAAAAAAAAAUUUUUUUAUAAACAGUAAAAAAAUUUUUAUAAAUGAUUUCAAAAAAGACGAUACAAAGGAUAAAGCAAAAAAUUUCGAUAUGAACAAAAAUGAAUCCGAAAAAAAAAAUAUAUAUUAUAAUUUAGGUAAUUAUGAGAAUGAUAAAAAUGUCAAACAAUCCCAACCUAUUCAUGAUUUCAAUAAUUUAGAAGGAAUUGAUUAUAAUAGUGAAAAUUUCAAAUAUGCUGGAAAAGACGAUAAUUCAACUUUUUAUAAUAAUAUAAUUAAUUCAGACAACAAUGAGCAAGAUUGUGAUGACAAUAAUCAUGAUGAGCAAUAUUAUUUUUGUUAUUUUAACAAAUUUAAAGAAAAUAAGAAAAAAGGUUAUAAUAUUUCAAAAUCUUUAUAUAGUUAUUUAGAUCUCCCCUAUAAUUGUUCUAAAUAUGAAAUCAAAAAAGCUUAUAAAGACAAAAUAAAAAUUCAUCAUCCUGACAAAGGAGGAGAUAUUAAACAAUUCUUAGAAAUAAAAUUGUCUUAUGAUAUUUUAAUUGAUGAAAAAAAAAGAAAAAUGUAUGAUAAAUAUGGAAACACUAUACUUGAAUUAUUAAUGAGUGAAAACUUUAACGACUAUAAUAUAUCAUCAGAUGAAAAAAAUUACGAGACAGAAAAAGAAGAUGAAGAAAAUGAAGAAAAUGAAGAAAAAGGAGAAGAUAUUGAUGACGAAUCUUUAAGAAUAUACGAUUUAUUUGUACAAAAAUAUAACAAUGUUUCAUAUCUUCAUAAUCGAGGAAGUCUAAAAAUUAACAGAAAUCAAUAUAAUCAAUUUCAAAAAUUAGUUUAUCAUUUUUUUAAUAAUCAGCAAAACUGUAUAUUUAAAAAUAUAUUUUAUAUAUAUCCUAUUUAUUCUAAAAAUAUUCCCCCUUUUGGUAAAAGCGACGCUUAUAAUAGUAACAAUAAAAAUAAAAAUAAAUAUACUAACAUAAAUGAUAGUAAAAAUUCUACAAAUAGUUUCAAUGAAAUUAAUUCUGAAUAUGAUAAUGAUUAUGCAAGUAUAAACAAAUCUGGUGAAUACAUCGAAUAUAAUGAUAAAGAUGAUUAUACCCAAUCAAACGAUAGCUUAUUCGAAAACUCAUCGUAUUUAGAUAUAGGAAAAGAAAUUACAAUUAAUGAUAUAAUAAAGAAAAAAAAACGUAUUAACAUAUUUGAAGAAUUAAAUUUGCAUUUUAAUAAAUUUUACAAUGAUUCUAUAAUUCAAAAAAUAAAUAAUUCUGAAAAAUUUAUAAAUACCUCUCAAAAUUUACAUCAUAAAAUACCACACCCUCAUACAAAUAAACCUCUUGAAACACAAAAUAACGAUACUACUACUUUUGUGAAAGACAAUAUUUCAAAAGCUGUAAACUAUACACAAUUUCCACAUAAUGACAAUACGUACAAUCCUAACGAUUGUUAUGAAAAUAAAUACAACUUUUUUAAAGAUAUACAAGUAUCUCCAAUUAAGUACAAAAUUAUUAACGAAAGCACUGAUAAGGAUGUUGAUUUUUUUUAUAAAUGGUUUGAUUUUUUUUUUAAAAAUGAUAUAGAUAAGCCACCCCCAAAUGAUCAGAACAUUCAGGAAAUUCAAAAAGAAAACGAAUUAUCAAAAAUGAAAGAAACCAAAAAACAAGAAAAAGAACAAUAUAAUCUAUAUUAUGAAGAAGGCAAAAAUAUCCCACUUUCGAACAAAUGUCUAGUACAAAAUUUAAAUUAUAAAAAUAAAGAAAAUCAAAAUGAUAAUACAUUCCCACAAAGAAAUAUAUACACAGAUCAAACCUCAUUAUCCUCGAAAAAUAAGGCAAAUAAAACAAAUAAAACAAACGAUUUUAACACACAAAAAGAAGCUAUAGCAUUUCAAAAUAAUAAUAUAUACAAUAUGAACAACGCUCAUAUAAAUAAACCUACAGAAUAUACCCCUUUUAAAAGUAAUCCUAAUAUGUUCCAAUUUUUUAGUCAAAAUAUUCAAUUUUCUCCAGACACUUACAAAUAUGAAUAUCCUUAUAGUCAUUCAUAUAGCAUUAAUAAAUGUGAUAGUAGCAAGCAUUCAACUUCGAAUAAAGAAAAUAUAAAUCCAUAUUCUUACAAUAACAAUUUCCCAGUAAAUUCAUGCUACCAAUAUAUGUCUGAUUGCAAAAAUGAAAUUUUACAAAAAUCAUUUUUUUAUAGUAAUCCUUGUUACAAUAAUAUGCACUCAAAUGUAUCAUCGCCUAAUUUAUAUACUCCAAUAAAAAUCUAUGAUAAAAAAAACACACAAAAUUCUGAUAAUAUCCCCAUUGCAUAUAGUUGUGAAAAAACAAAAGAUGAUAUAUUGAUAAACAUUGAAGAAAAAUAUGGUUUCAAUUUACUCAAAAAAAAUGAACAAAAGAUUAAAGACAUAACAUAUGAUUUUAAUUAUAUUUAUAUAGGACAUAAUGUUAAAAAAAAAAAAAAAUUUCUUCUAUUUAUAAAAGAAGAAAGCAUAAAAAAUUUUCUAAAAAUAAAAUUAUUGAUUCAUAAAAUAAAAAACAAGUCAAAUUUAAAGCACAUAUCGUUAUUUCAAAAGGAAAUUGAUAAAAUUAUUAAAAAUAUAGAAUAUAUAUUAUUAUUCGUAACAUGUAAAGACGAACUAAUACCUUUAACCGAUUUCUAUUUGUUGGAUAAAAAUGGAUAUUCAAAGGAACAUUAUUGUAUACCUUUACACAUAAAAAAAAAUAGCAUAAUAUUAAGGCCAACUUAUUUUCAUUUAAAAUGGGUUAUAUAUACUCUACAAUCAUUUAUCCUUUUUAAUUUGUUUUUUCAAAAAAUUAAUAAAUAUAUGUGCUCCUUCCCAUUUUUUAAUUAUAAAUAUAACUAUUUUAAAAAUUUUAUCAUAUCUGAGCAACAAACAGAGAAAGAUGGUAUUUCAAACACAUAUAUUUUCUUUCAUAAUUAUAUUAUCAAAAAUAAACAUAAAUAUAUCAAAUAUUUCCCACACAAACUAAAUUUAUAUCUUAAAAAAUUGGAACCCAUAACUCCACCAAAUGGAAAAUAUAUACAAAUUAAUUUAUCUCCCCUUUUUGUGUUGACACCUUAUAAAAAUUUUGAUCUAACCGAGUAUUGA